This is a messenger RNA of Geodia barretti, 1514 nucleotides long. The record is from the annotation of a GenBank genome assembly. NCBI's taxonomy places the organism in Eukaryota, Metazoa, Porifera, Demospongiae, Tetractinellida, Geodiidae.
UCACCCAAGGCUGUGACGUAAUCGUACAGGAAAUAUACACGGAGAUAUCCCAGUCACAGGUAAACAAAAAAUGGCGGUUCGGGCGAUGAAGAACUGGCGUGACGCCUCUGGGAUCAUAGUACUUUCUGGAGCCUUAAAAUACGCCAGAGCACCGACACUUCUCUCUAAACUGGGAGAUUUGGGGGAGAACCCGCUAAUUGUCCCGCUGGAGGAGACAGGCAAAACGGAGUGGGAAGUAGCUCUGGUAAAGAGGAGUUCAAAGACCGGAUUCUUCGCCAACAGCUACGUGUUCCCCGGAGGUCGCCUGGACGCAGCAGACAGCUCGCCAGAAUGGCAGAAACUCUUUAGUCGCUCUUCCUCCGGUGACCCUUUCCGCUCCAUCCUAGCUCCAAGCGGCUCCCAUUCUAACCAACGUCUCCCACUGUACAGAGAGGUGCCCCGGGGCCCAAUUCUGGGAGAGGUGGCCUUCAGGAUUUGUGCCGCGAGGGAGUUGUUUGAGGAGGCGGGGGUUUUGCUGGCACGAGAUGAGAGUGAAGUGUCUGCCGUUUCAGAGUGGGUCCCGGGCACCUUUCCUCCAGCGGUGAAGACUCUCGAGAGAGACCAGCUGGAUCACUGGAGAGAUAGAGUCCACAACGAUGCCACAGAGUUUCUCAACCUCUGCUCGGAGUUGAGGUGUGUUCCUGACAUAUGGUCACUGUUGGAGUGGUCAGACUGGCUGACUCCGCGGAACUUCCACAUUCGAUAUGACUCAGUCUUCUACCUCUGUGUCCUCGACACACUGCCUCCCAUCACUGCAGACGGGUCAGAGAUCGUGGACGCAAAGUGGUACACGCCAUCUGAGGCCCUACAGCUGCAUGCCGACUCCAAGAUUGUCAUAACUCCACCGCAGUUUGUCGACAUUCAUGUCCUCAAAAGGUGGGCCUCUCUCUAAAACACAUACUUCAUUUCAUCCUACACCUCCCUCGAACUGCUCUAAAACGUAUGUUUCAGCCUAGGAUCGGUGCCGUGUCUGCAUUCUUAUGCCCUGAGAAAAAAUCUGAGUAGGAGUUUGUACCGCCAUAACAAGAUCAGGAUUCUCACCAAAGACAAAGUCACAGUAUCUAUGAUAGACCUGGAUGACCUCUAUCCUGCACUCCCGGAAGAACUAGCCCUCACUUCACCCCCUCCCCAUCUCCCCCGAUCUCCCACCCUCUCCCACGUCCAUCUCCACCCCUCACAAAGCCCCGCCCACGAGUACGAGUGUCCAACGCACACGGCGGACGAAUUGAGGAACAGUUCGACUCGCCUCUGUCGAAUGGAGAGCCACGGGAAAGGAAACUUCCAACUAUACGACACAAUCAUGGCAGAACAAAUCACCAGCCAUGUUAACGAAUACAACCGUUUUAAGGAGGCCAACCAAUUGACUAGUAGAUUAUAGCGAUAUCUUAAUUUAGCAACAGUGUAAUUACAUUGUAUUAUAAUUAUAGUGGUCAUUCGUGUUUUAUUCGCAACAGAUUGAUCUAUCAAUUCGUAAA